This is a messenger RNA of Acromyrmex echinatior (Panamanian leafcutter ant), 1480 nucleotides long. Its product is annotated as doublesex- and mab-3-related transcription factor A2. The record is from RefSeq and is a predicted model, not a curated record. Gene Ontology annotation, cellular component: nucleus. Gene Ontology annotation, biological process: sex differentiation; regulation of transcription by RNA polymerase II. Gene Ontology annotation, molecular function: RNA polymerase II cis-regulatory region sequence-specific DNA binding; DNA-binding transcription factor activity, RNA polymerase II-specific. NCBI's taxonomy places the organism in Eukaryota, Metazoa, Arthropoda, Insecta, Hymenoptera, Formicidae.
ACAUUUCGAAAGGAUUUAAAAUCUCAACGCAGACGUUUUUGCUGCUCGAAUUCUCCUCCGACGAUCAACGGAGACGUGCGCGAGUAAAUAAACAAAAUAAUUGCUGGAUCUUCUUUUCUGACACGAUUCUACAACGAGAUUGCCCGUGCCGGGCAAUGUGAGCAGCCGAGUAAAUAGAAAAAGAGAAACGAUUGACUGAUUUCUUGUGGUGUGGGACGCUACCAUGCUCCGUGGUAAGAGCAGGAGCAGGUCGGAGAAUAACGAAAACAACGAGGGAACGGAGAUCGGAAAACAGCGGAGACCGAAGUGUGCCCGUUGCAGAAAUCACGGCCUCAUCUCGUGGUUGCGGGGUCACAAGCGGGAAUGUCGUUACCGGGAAUGUCUGUGUCCGAAAUGUUCCCUGAUCGCCGAACGGCAGCGAGUGAUGGCUGCACAGGUUGCUCUGAAGAGACAACAGGCAGCCGAGGACGCAAUCGCUCUUAAAAUGGCAAAGGUGGCCACCGGACAGAAGCUCGAUCGACUUCCGCCAGGCAAAAUCUUCGGAAUGUCCGUGACUGAGCCGAAAUCUAUGGUGGAUCAAAAUGAAAAUGCGACUCCCGUUACAAAGAAACUUGACGGAAUUUCUGAGGAUACCAAUGAUCUUCCACGUGUAUCGACCGAUGACGCUUUACCUGCUCGUGUUCAAAACUGUUCCGACAACUUGGAAACCUCUUCGAGAUCCAGAAGUUUCCUCUUCGACGCCGGCAAGCUAGAGGGAGUCAGGGAAACCAGCCUGGUAUCUCAGACCUCCGUGGAAACUCUAGCCCGCCUGUUCCCGAAUACCAAGCUGUCGGUCCUGCAACUGGUACUGCAACGUUGCGGUCAGGAUCUACUCAAGGCAAUCGAGUACUUCGCGAGCGACAACCUGGGCAUCACCGAGCCAGCGAUGUCAACCAGUAUCAGCCACACAUCCUCGGCCUUCCGGCCCCCGCAGACGAUUGUUGACAGCGCCAUGGGGGAACAACAGCAACAGAUUCCCGGCACGAUGCUGGCACCGAUCUAUACCAGUCUGUCCAGAAACGUCUACGGAGAUGCGGGUUAUUGUCUACUGAACAUCGUGCCGACCGAGCAAUUCGCCAAGGGGACCGACCUGCCGAUUGCGAAAACGGCGGUCGAUCAAGAGACGGUCGCUCUUAAUUUUCGCUACAACAAUUACUUCACUUCCGGCGUGCAACAGCAGCUGAGGGAUGCACACAUGUGCGCCCAAGUGGCGGCGGAUCGGCUGUCGGCUGCCAGAUCGGCGGGCAUAUUGCAUCAUCUGCCACCCGCCGCGGCUGUGCUGCCGAGCAUCCCUUGUGUGCAACCCAAUUGCACGCAAUGCAACUACAAGUUCACCUAAAUGUAUUUCUCUAGAGAGGUAUAGCUAACUGUAUCGGUAGAUUUGAUUGCAGAAUAGUCUUUUAAUAUUAAUUCUCCUAAAUAAAAGAAGUUGGAGAAAAUA